This is a messenger RNA of Danio rerio (zebrafish), 5081 nucleotides long. The record is from RefSeq and is a predicted model, not a curated record. NCBI's taxonomy places the organism in Eukaryota, Metazoa, Chordata, Actinopteri, Cypriniformes, Danionidae.
UCAGCUGUACUGGGGCACGUUUCAAAACGUCGCUCCGGGUUGAGCGCUGUGUUAAAACUCUCCGCUGCACUCCUUUUAAAGGCCUUUUUUUUAACUCGUUGAAACUUUUAUACCGGAUAAGUGUUCAUGCUGUUUGAGUUACUUUACCAGGAGAAGAUGUGUCAUGUGCAGCAGACGACCCAGAGAGCGGUGGCUUUCUGAAUAAAUCAUUAAUAACCAUUCCGAAGCUGAAAGGAAAGUGGGUGAAAAUCCCGACGUUUUCUGGUUGAUAUAUGGAUCAGUGACAGGGUCAACACACACGGCAAGCUCGAAUAUCCUCCGUCUCAGUAUCCACAAGUCCUUGAGGCCUCCCACAGGUGUCUUUAAAUAGAUAAGCACUUUAAAUUUGUAGCCAAGGCUGUAACGUGGAGGAAGAGUUAGGUAUGUUCCCAGAUGCAUUGGAGGCUGUAGGACAGGUGGAGGGUUUGACCCUGUCCCCACAACUGACCCCUUCAGACCCUGAAGAUGAAGUGGAAUUGGCCAUUGAAACGAAAAGGCGAGGCAGAUAUCGCCAGAGUUUACAGAUAUUGAAGCCCUUCAGGAUCACGCACAAACACCAACACCCUGUGGACAAUGCAGGAUUUUUCUCCUUCAUGACCCUGCAAUGGCUGUCCCCUCUGGCAUGGAGGGCUCACAAAGAUUCUUGUCUGAAAAUGGAAGAUGUGUGGGGUUUGUCUUGCCAUGAGGCCUCAGAAACAAACUGCCAAAGACUGGAGUGGCUGUGGCACGAGGAACUGAAGCGACGGGGGAAGGAUGGGGCAUCUCUGUCUCGGGUGUUCUGGAGGUUUUGUCAGACUCGCAUGCUGGUGGCCAUCUUCUCCCUGCUCAUCACCAUGGUGGCUGGAUUCGUUGGACCUGCUCUGCUGAUCCGAGCCCUGCUGGAGUUUUCACAGUGUUCAGAGGUGAAGUUGCUCUAUGGUCUGGCGCUGGUCGCAGGGAUUUUCCUCAUGGAGUUGACACGAUCCUGGUCUCUGGCAUUCAUGUGGGCUAUCAACUACCGUACAGCCGCACGCCUCCGGGGAGCUGCUCUUACUUUCGCCUUCCAGAAAAUCCUGCGACUGCGUAGCACUAAAGACGUCAGCUCUGGAGAGCUGGUAAACAUUUGCGCGAGUGAUGGGCAGCGUCUGUACGAGGCCGUCUCAGUGGGCUGUCUGCUGGCCGGAGGGCCCCUUGUUGGAAUGCUGGGACUGACGUACACUACCUAUUUCUUGGGACCUACUGCACUUGUGGGAUCAGCCAUUUUUAUCAUCUUCUAUCCCACAAUGAUGCUGGCCUCCCGCAUGACAGCAUAUUUCCGUAAGAAGUGUGUGGCAGUUACAGACCGCCGCGUUCGGCUGAUGAACGAGAUCCUGGGCUGCAUGAAGUUCAUUAAGAUGUACUGCUGGGAGACGCCGUUUGCCAACAACAUCCAAAAAGUUCGAUCCGAGGAGCGGAGGAACUUGGAGUGGGCCGGUUGUGUUCAGAGCCUGACUCUAGGUGUGGCUCCAGUAGUGGUGGUGAUCGCCAGCGUCUGCACGUUCACUCUUCACAUGGCUCUGGGCUAUGAUCUGACUGCAGCACAGGCCUUCACUGUUGUUGCUGUUUUCAACUCCAUGACCUUUGCUCUAAAAGUCACGCCCUUGGCGGUGCGUGCUUUAUCCGAGGGCUCCGUGGCUGUGAAACGAUUUCAGAAACUCUUCAUGAUGGAGGACAGAGAGCUGAUCUCGGUCAAAACCGAAGAUCCUUAUAACGUGGUGGAGUUUAAAGAUGCCACGCUGGCCUGGGAGAAGACCUGCGGCUCGCAGACGAAAAAGAGCCGAACUCAGCUAAAACGAGGUGGAAUGAAGAGAGUUUUGAGGAGGGAGAAACUGAGUUUGUACAUCAUCACAGAGGAGAACAAAGGGAAAAUCGAGGAACCGAAUGCUGAGCAUCUCCUCACACACAUGGAGCAGGAGAGUCCACAGAGCACUAUCUCCUCCACCCAGAGCAUCAGACCGCCGCUGCACAAGACCCUGCACCGCAUAGACCUGUGCAUUCAGAAGGGGUCAUUGGUUGGGGUUUGUGGUGGAGUUGGCAGUGGAAAGAGCUCGCUGCUGUCUGCUCUCCUGGGACAGAUGACCCUUCUUGGUGGCUCAGUAUCCGUAAACGGAGGCUUCGCAUAUGUUGCUCAACAGGCCUGGAUCCUCAACGAUUCCCUCAGGGAGAACAUCCUGUUUGGAAAAAAAUACAAUGAGGAAAAGUACAACGCUGUACUGGAGGCAUGCUGUUUAUUUCCUGAUAUUAUUGAGCUACCAUAUGGCGAUAUGACUGAGAUAGGAGAGCGAGGGGCCAACCUGAGCGGCGGCCAGCGGCAGAGAGUGAGUUUGGCACGCGCGCUGUACAGCGAGAGACCCAUCCUUCUGCUCGAUGACCCCCUUAGCGCUGUAGACGCUCGCGUGGGCUCACGGUUAUUCCACAGCGCCAUCCGUCCCGCUGCCAAGGGCAAGACUGUCAUCUUUGUCACGCACCAACUGCAGUACUUGCCCGAGUGUGAUGAUGUGGUGUUAAUGAAGGACGGCCAGAUAGCAGAGCACGGCACACACACUCAGCUGAUGGAGAAAGGCCGAGACUACGCUGCCCUUUUCAACAGCGUGCAGCAAGAGAACCUGGUGAGGAAGAACCUGAAAAACAAAGAGAAGGCAGAGAAGGAGAGCAGCCCACAGACGCUUCAUGUCAGCAAUCCACCCAAGCCUGAUACUGAGAGCAAGAAAACAGAUCAGCUCAUGCAGGCGGAGGAAAAGGGAAGCGGGGCCGUGGCCUGGCCUGUGUAUGCAGCUUACAUCAAGGCUGCUGGAGGCCCUCUGGCCUUCAUUGUAACCAUCCUCCUCUUCCUCUUCACCACUGGCAGUAUCGCCUUCAGCAACUGGUGGCUUAGUUACUGGAUCCGGCAGGGCAGCGGGAAUUCUUCACUGCUACUGGGGAACGAGACCGCCGAGAGCGAUAGCAUGCGACUGAAUCCGCACAUACAGUACUACUCCAGGGUGUACGUCUUAUCCAUGGGGGCGGCGCUCUUCCUGAAGACCAUCCGAGGACUGGUGUUCGUCAAGUGCACAGUACGGGCAGCCUCGGUUCUGCAUGAUAAACUAUUUAAAACUCUACUUCUGAGCCCCAUGCGCUUUUUCGACACAACACCCCUGGGACGCAUCCUCAACCGAUUCUCCAAGGACAUGGAUGAGGUUGACGUGCGUCUGGCGAUGCAGGCUGAAAUGCUGCUCCAGAAUGUGACACUAGUGCUGUUCUGUCUGGGAGUGGUGGGCGCCGUGUUUCCCUGGUUCCUGUUCUCCAUCAUACCUUUAGGGGCUUUCCUCUUCAUCGUCAACCGAAUCUCCAGGGUUCUCAUUCGUGAGCUGAAGCGCCUGGAAAAUAUCAGCCAAUCCCCUUUCACCUCUCAUAUCACCAGCAGUCUGCAAGGACUGUCCACUAUCUACGCUUACGGCAGGGGUGCUGACUUCAUACACAGGUAUCAAGCCCUGCUUGACACAAACCAAGCGUGCCAAUUUCUGUUCAGCUGUGCUAUGCGAUGGCUGGCUGUGCGUCUGGACCUCAUCAGUAUUUCCCUCAUCACCACAGUAGCCCUUCUCAUCGUCUUAAUGCAUGGCCAUAUUUCUCCUGCCUACGCUGGCCUGGCCCUCUCCUACGCCGUACAGCUGACCGGCCUGUUUCAGUUCACCGUGAGGCUCCUUUCUGAAACCGAAGCCCGAUUUACAUCAGUGGAGCGGAUCAAUCAUUACAUAAAGAACCUGGAAAGCGAAGGUCCUCGACAGAUCACUGGAUGCCCCACUUCCUCGUCCAGCUGGCCAGCAGAAGGACAAAUCACCUUCCAGGAUGUAGAGAUGCGAUAUCGGGAUGGUCUUCCACUGGUUUUGAAGAACCUCUGUUUUAGCAUUCUUCCAGAAGAGACCAUAGGGAUCGUUGGGAGAACGGGCUCAGGGAAAUCUUCACUGGGCGUCGCACUCUUCAGACUAGCGGAGCUAAGCCGUGGAUCAAUCAUCAUCGAUGGUGUCAACAUCGCUCACAUUGGUCUUGAGGACUUGAGGAGCAAGCUGUCAGUCAUCCCCCAAGAGCCCGUUCUUUUCAUCGGUACUGUCAGAUCAAAUCUGGAUCCCUGGGAUCAAUAUACAGACGCACAGAUCUGGGAAGCACUGGAAAAAACACAUAUAAAAGACAUGGUAAGCCAGUUACCUAAUUCACUACAUUCAGAAGUGACGGAUAAUGGAGAGAACUUCUCAGUGGGAGAAAGACAACUGCUCUGUGUGGCCAGAGCUCUUCUCAGACACAGCAAGAUCCUGCUGUUAGAUGAGGCAACAGCUGCUAUUGACACAGAGACGGACCGCCUCAUACAGGACACUAUUCGCAGCUCUUUCAGCGGUUGCACGACUCUAGUGAUCGCCCAUCGUCUCAACACUGUGCUGGGCUGCAACAGGAUCAUGGUGCUGGACCAGGGGCAGAUUUUGGAGUUUGACACCCCUUCAAACUUACUGACUGAUGAAAACUCCCGUUUCCAUGCCAUGAUGGAAGCCGCAGAAGAGACGUUUAGUCGCCCAUAAGUUUUAAAAAGGCACUGAAGACACAGACCUUCAGCACAACAACACACGCAGAGAGACAAGAGUCCUCCAACCUGCUGAGAUUUACACCAGAUGCAGAUUAAAAAUCUCUCAAGCUGCUCAAACUGAGAUUGUCCUUUUACUUGUUUGUACUCUCUAAGACAAUCAUAAUGUUGUAGUGAGGACACAGAGAGAGUUUGACAUAUGAUGUCAUGAAGACUAGCUUUCCAAAGGAAGCAUUCACAUUACCAGCACUUUAUUUGUGUUGCAUGGUUGAAAAAUCAUGGAGUCUGUCUGAACAAGUGCUGAUUAUGUGUUUUCAUAUAACAAGACACUUCCUUCUACCUGUGUGUGUGGUAGAAGUACAUUUUGCACAGUGAUGAUUGGGAUUUCUUUCGUUUCUAUAGAUUUGUAAUGACUAUAAGGUUAAUAUGCCUUACGGAAAACGGACUUUUUCAAGCAUAUAUGAAUCUAACCAAA